AUGGCGCCUGUAUCCAGGGAUCGACGAGCUCUCGGGAGGCAUACCUCUCAUGACGCCAUAUAUCAACCCUUCAUUGUCACGACGUCACUGGGCAGGCCCAACAAAGCUACGCGCAAGCUCAUUCGGAGCCAUGUAAUGCGCGGCAAGAAUCGCGCUAAGCAUGUUGAGGCUGGAGUGGUCUAUGGAUCGUGGAUCAAUAGUUCACUCCCAGCUAAGCCGGCGGGGAUUUUAAAGGCGGAAGAGACGGGGUUAUGGAUCCCCCAGCCCCGUACGCUCUGUCGAGACCUGGAAACAUUCACCUUUGCAGACCAAAUUAAACCGUAUAUGUUGGAUCUGAUCUUCAAGUUCUUUACAAUAUUGAAGCAGUCAGUGUACCCGAUUGAAUUUUGCCUAGAGUUCGAUCCAAAAGCGUCAGUCUGGUAUAAAUAUCUCUUAUCUGAUGCAGCCUGUCAUCAUUCGCUGCUAUGGACCACUCAGUCGUAUUUCGAUUGGAUACAGGGCUAUUCCCUCUCCCCGAAGGCCUUGUUCCAUGAAGCCAAAACCCUCGAACUCCUACAAUACAGGAUAAAUGAUCCCGCGUCUGCCCUUAAUGACACUACCAUUGCGGUAGUUGUUACGUUAGUUAUGGUCAGCGCACUUGUUGGCCAUGUGAGCGUGGUCAAGAAGCACAUGCAGGGGCUCAAUAUGAUCAUCACUCUGAGGGGCGGCAUGAGAGAGCUGGAAAAGAAUGCUCAACUUCAGAUCAAAGUGUGCCGUGCCGACCUUUGUACCGCACUUCUAAGCGGGAGUGAGCCGUUCUUCUUUUCUGAAGAGAUGACAUGGCAGCCUUAUUUGGCCCGACCUGCUGAUAUCAACGACUUUCUAGCCACGCACUUUGCUGGCUGUAAUAUCGAUAAGAGGUUAGCUGGCGUUGCCGCUGACCUUCGACGCUUCUCCAUAUCAACAAACUUGGCCUUUGCUACCGGCCGUAAGAUUGCUGGGGAGGUUUAUCAAGAAACAUUAAUCUCAACUCAGUACCGACUUGCCACUUUGAAGUUCGACUCAGAAGAUAUAAAUGAACUUCUCCGUCUAGGACUUUUGGUAUUUUCCUCGAGCGUAUUCCUCCAAGGUGGAGGCCUCAGAGGACGGUUUCCCUCUCUUUCAGCGCGGUUUAAACAAACUCUAUCAAAAGUGGACUGGACAAACCCAGUCCCCAAGAGAAUUGGUCUCUGGCUCCUGAUUUCGGGACUGGUUGCCGCUGUCACUCACGAGGAUGAUGACGUACUUAUACCAUUAUUGCAGGACCGGUGUCGUGAAUCGGGUCAAUAUUCUUGGAGCGGAGUCCGAAGCAUCCUAAAGAGUGUCAUGUGGAUUGAUGCGCUGCAAGACAAGAGCGGCAGACAAGUAUACGAUCGAGCCAUCUUGGUUGAACAAAUUUGA
This is a messenger RNA of Aspergillus affinis, 1419 nucleotides long. RefSeq lists its product as uncharacterized. The record is from RefSeq and is a predicted model, not a curated record. Bases 1 to 1419 code for a protein of 472 amino acids. The transcript is spliced from 3 exons. Lineage: Eukaryota; Fungi; Ascomycota; Eurotiomycetes; Eurotiales; Aspergillaceae.